AUUAUUAUUAUUAUUAUUAUUAUUAUUAUAUAAUAAUUGGGUCUGACAAGAAUUACAUUGUUGUUAGUGAUUGAUAAUUGGAAAAAUUCAUCUCUCUUCACGUUCUCUGUUUUGCUGAACCCCCAAACCAGUUUCCAGACUAGAGCUUCUUCGGCUCUGAAGAAGAAUUAAUGGCUUCCUUCGUGUCCACAGGAUCCCUUAUAAUGGUGAGCCCGCACCCUUAAGAGCUUUUGUGGGCACCGGCUUCUUCUGACUGGCUCUGAAGUCUGAACAGAAUCUGAGUACAGACCGCCCGCGAGCGUGGGAGAGAGAGAGAGAUGGCGGCUUCUUUUAGGUGGGUAAUGCAGCUGCACAAGGACGUGCCACGCGCCGCCAAGUUCUACUCCCAGGGCCUCGACUUCGCCGUCAAUGUCUGCACCCUUCGGUGGGCGGAGCUCGAGUCCGGCCCCCUCAAGCUCGCCUUGCUGCAGGCCCCGAGUGAUCACAUUGUGCAGAAGGGAUACUCCUCGCUGCUUUCGUUCACAGUUACUGAUAUUAACAAUACAAUCACAAAGCUGAUGGCAUUAGGAGCUGAGCUAGAUGGUCCUAUCAAAUAUGAGAUCCACGGUAAGGUUGCUGCGAUGCGAUGUGUUGAUGGCCACAUGAUAGGGCUCUAUGAACCUGCCUAGUUCAGACACCCACCGAUCGACAACCAUUUGCUCUCCCAGUUGAAAUGGCAGAGAACUGGGUAAAUGGAUAUUGUCGAAGCCACAGAUUCUGUUACUUUCGAGAAUCGAGAGAGAGAGAUGCAUUGAGAAAACUUUUUACUUCAGAUUCCAAUGGACGAACUAGGUGUGCAUUCAUGUGUACUGCAGCUGCAAAACUUGUGAGGAGAGUAAUAAGAAGUGGAAGGAGUUUAUUUCAUUUGUUGCUGUUCA
Punica granatum (pomegranate) is the source of this 917-nucleotide messenger RNA. Lineage: Eukaryota; Viridiplantae; Streptophyta; Magnoliopsida; Myrtales; Lythraceae. The record is from RefSeq and is a predicted model, not a curated record.